AUGGGGUAUUUGGGACGAAUGACCCAGUGGAAGAGCAAGCUCUCCCUCCCAUCCAAUGCAUCCCCUCUCGAUCCCUCCAACAACAAAGACGCCCUUAAACUCGGCCUCUUUUCGUACCCGGUCCUACAAGCCGCCGACAUCCUCCUCUACAACACAACACACGUCCCAGUCGGUGAAGACCAAGCGCAGCAUCUCGAGUUCACGCGCGAGCUGGCCAGUGGCUUUAACCACGUCUACUCAGAGUCACAGCCUCUGUUGACGGUUCCACAAACACUUCUGAGUCCCGCGAAACGAGUCAUGAGUCUGACUGAACCAACAAAAAAGAUGAGCAAGAGCGACCCGAAACCGAAGAGUCGUAUCUUGAUAACAGACUCAAGAGAGGAGAUACAUGCCAAGUUGAAGACGGCAUUGACAGACUCUAUUGAGGGAGUGAGUUAUGACCGCGAGACCAGACCGGGUGUGACAAACCUAGUGGAUUUGAUGUUUCAUUUCGAUGAGUCUCUCGCUGCGUCGCCGGAAGAUCUAGCGAAUGACUUGAAGACUCUAAGCAUGCGGGCUCUGAAAGAGAAGGUCGCCGAUACCGUUGAUCUCGGCAUCAAGGAUACAAGAGAAUGUUAUCAAGAAUUGAUGAGCGGAGAUCAGAAGGUGCUCAUAGAGCAUGCAGAAGAAGGUGCACAGCGAGCAGAGAAAAUCGCCGAGAGCACCAUGGAGAAAGUCAGAAAUGCUAUGGGCAUUGGGUGGUGA
Molecule: messenger RNA, 744 nt
Organism: Alternaria ventricosa
Lineage: Eukaryota; Fungi; Ascomycota; Dothideomycetes; Pleosporales; Pleosporaceae
Exons: 2
Coding region: 1-744 (247 amino acids)
Biological process (GO): mitochondrial tryptophanyl-tRNA aminoacylation
Cellular component (GO): mitochondrial matrix; mitochondrion
Molecular function (GO): ATP binding; tryptophan-tRNA ligase activity
Source: RefSeq, a predicted model, not a curated record